Molecule: messenger RNA, 700 nt
Organism: Malurus melanocephalus (red-backed fairy wren)
Lineage: Eukaryota; Metazoa; Chordata; Aves; Passeriformes; Maluridae
Product: speckle-type POZ protein-like
Exons: 10
Biological process (GO): proteasome-mediated ubiquitin-dependent protein catabolic process; regulation of proteolysis
Cellular component (GO): cytoplasm; nucleus
Molecular function (GO): ubiquitin protein ligase binding
Source: RefSeq, a predicted model, not a curated record
CAUUUUUCCCCGUUUCCGUGCCGCCUGUGCCCCCUGCCCGCUCUCCAAGCUGGCGAUGUCCAGGGUGCCGAGUCCCCCCCCUCCGGCAGAGAUGUCCAGUGGCCCCGUGGCCGAGAGCUGGUGCUACACACAGAGCCAGCGCGCCUAUCGCUUCGUGCAAGGCAAGGACUGGGGCUUCAAGAAGUUCAUCCGCAGAGAUUUCCUGCUGGACGAGGCCAACGGGCUCCUGCCGGACGAUAAACUCACCCUGUUCUGUGAGGUGAGCGUGGUGCAGGACUCUGUGAACAUUUCGGGUCAGAACACCAUGAACAUGGUCAAAGUUCCCGAGUGCCGUUUGGCCGACGAGCUGGGCGGGCUCUGGGAGAACUCGCGUUUCACCGACUGCUGCCUGUGCGUGGCUGGCCAGGAGUUCAAGGGCCACAAAGCCAUCCUGGCAGGUGGGUGCAGGAGGGAGGGGUACGCCCUGGAGAGGCUGAAGUAUGCCCUGGAGCGUCUCAAGUAUGCCCUGGAGAGGCUCAAGUACGCCCUGGAGAGGCUCAAGUACGCCCUGGAGAGGCUGAAGUACGCCCUGGAGAGGCUGAAGCCCCCCUCGCUGACCCCAUUAACCCCUGUGUGCCCGCAUUGCAGCCACGCCUCGGACGUGAUGGAGACGUCGGGCUGGAAGUCCAUGGUGGUGUCACACCCACACCUGGUGGCCGAG